Molecule: messenger RNA, 3065 nt
Organism: Agrilus planipennis (emerald ash borer)
Lineage: Eukaryota; Metazoa; Arthropoda; Insecta; Coleoptera; Buprestidae
Product: kelch-like protein 26
Exons: 3
Coding region: 1157-2995 (612 amino acids)
Molecular function (GO): protein binding
Source: RefSeq, a predicted model, not a curated record
AAAAGUCGUUAAAACCUAAUCUAUAGCAUAACAAGGUAAAAGUUAAAAAAAGUUUAAAGGAAAUUUGGAAUUUUAAAAGCAGAAUAAUAGCAUUAAGAAAUAUUUUACAUAUUUUGGCUAUAAAAUGAAAGCAAUCUUCGUGGCGUGGUCACAUCGAUAUGAAAAAUCUAGAAUCAUCGCCUAAACGUGUUUUCAAAAUUUAAAAAUUCUAACAAAACCCUAACUAUUCAAACUUCAAUAAACUAAGAAUUUAUAAAAUUCACAUUAGAUGAGUACAGGCAAGAUGCCACGACACACUCGAUAUUAGAGCACGAAACGAACACGCCACCCAAGUUUUUCAUGACAAAAUAUAAUGACGGAGCGGGUAAUUGAAACCAAUCAAUCACUAAACUGAAACGCAUUCCACACAAUAAAUCAAAUGAAAAUCGAAUAAAGAUUAGGGCUAAAUACUUUCAGGCUUUGUUUCCAUUUAUGGACAGCAAAAAUGGUGGUACAUCGUCUUCUCGAGGACCGAACACAAUUGAAUGACAAGAUGAAAUGACAGACGAGCGACGAGCUGGAAGAUCUAUAAAUAAAAAUUCAUUCCUCUACAUACAUAUAAAGAUUAAUGUAACGAAUCGCAUAUACUAUUCCAUUUUUUUAUACCCUCUAUUUUAUUUAUUAUUUAUGCAUUAUUACUUUCAGAUGUUUUUUUUUUAAUUAGGUUAGUUAUUAUUUUAUACUAAGCAUUUGUAUUUUUUGUUAAUGGUUCCUUUCUACUUUUGAUGUAAAAAGGAUAGUUUUGAAAUGUACUCAAUGACACAAUUCAAUGGAAACCUGAAAUCAUUGAUAUUGAGAAAUUGACACAGUGAGCGACAGCAGGACAUGAUUGACAGUUACUAAUCUAUGACAGUUACAGACGAACAAAAAACGACUUAAAUAUCAAACAAUAGUAAACAUAGAUAAGCUAAACUAAUUGUUUAUAACUGUUUGUAAACAAAAUAUUUUCAAUUUUUAACACAUUUUGUGCUAGGAUGAUGGGAUAGUGCUAAUAAUGCAAGAGAAUAUUAAAAUGGAUGUACACAAGCUAAUUUUUGCUAGUUAGUGUUCAAAAAUGUAUCAUCUGAAAUAAUUAACAUAUGGGUGCUUUGUUUUAGAUGUUUGAUGUUUCUUAAUAAUGAUUAAAACAAAAGUUAAUCCCGAUAAGGCGUUACACGCUGUUAUAUACGAGUACCAAUCUCACCACAGUGCUUUGUUGGAAGGUCUAAAUUCCCUCAGGGAACAAGGUCAGCUCUUGGAUAUAAUUCUUGAAGUUGAAGAGCAAUUUUUUAGUGCCCAUAAAGCCGUCCUGGCUGCAUGUAGUGAUUACUUUCGAGCAAUGUUCACUGAGCCUAUGAUCGAAUCUCGACAGAAGCAAAUUCGUCUGAACGGACUCACGGCUAAAGGGAUUCGUUAUUUAAUUGAUUACGCUUAUACAUCCCGUCUUGCCUUGAACCAGGAAAAUGUCCAGGAUGUCCUAGCUGCCGCAACGCAUUGCCAAAUGUUAACUGUUGUCCAGGCUUGUUCCAGUUAUCUGCAAUCUAAGAUCGAUGUGGAUAAUUGCGUGGACAUCGCAACAAUUGCGGAGAAUUAUUCUUUGUCUCAACUAAAGACGAAAGUAUAUACUUAUAUGAGUGAAAAUUUAUUGGAAUUUUCGAAUUCUUGCGCCUUUUAUCGCCUAUCGCCUCAACAACUUGAAACAUUACUUGCCUACGAGUUUCCAGUUGAUUGUACCGAAGCUGAUGUUUUGAAUAUCAUUCUUUGUUGGUUCUUUCAUUCUGAUAAUUCUGAAUUAGAACUUCGAUUUGGUUAUGCAUUAAGGAUUCUGCGAAAAAUUCACUUCAGCGAGAUUCCAUCUAAGAAAUUAGAAGAAAUUUUGGAAAAGGUUUUUUCAAGUGGAGAGUGCGAGCGUUCGAUGUACAAAUUAGUAUUGUCUGAAGCCUAUCGUCAGAAAGCAAUAAAUCGUUUUGGCUCUUCUCACAAUCUUCUAAACUCACGCGGAAUGGAACUAGCGUUACUUAAGAUUGGUGGUUUUGGAAUGAAUGGUAUCACUAACGAAAUUACGUACUGUCUUUCCAGUGACCGCAAAUGGAGACACCUGACAUCGAUCCCCCAUGUUGAACAGUGUAACUUUGGAACUGCCGUUUUCAAUAACGAAUUGUACGUUGUUGGUGGCUGCUUUAAUCAAUCUUUACAAGAAGAUAUUCAUCCUUUUGGUUUCAAAUACAGCCCUAGAUAUAACAAAUGGACAACGAUGGCUCCUAUGCAAAUAGAACGGUGUAGGUUCUCUUUAAAUGUGGUGGGAAAUAAGCUCUAUGCAGUUGGUGGUGUAAGUGAAUUAGAAGACAUUACAAAUGAGAUGAGCGCUUGCGAAUGUUACGAUCCUCAUUCGGAUAGCUGGCACAAUAUUCCUUCAUUGCCUGAGCAUAAAACACAACAUGCUGGAGCCACGUAUGAAAAGGAAGAUCUUCUUUUUGUUAGUGGUGGUAUGGACAGAGAUAUAGUUGUUUCUACGAUGUAUUGCUACAACUCCAUUACAAGCACUUGGAGAACAUGUAGUCCUAUGCUAACUCCAAGAGCUGACCAUGCAAUGUUAUGUUUAAAACAUAAACUCUAUGUUUGUGGUGGUUGGAUGGAGGAAUCUGAUACAAGAGCUAGAAUACUAAUAGAUUCUAUUGACGCUUACAAUAUACUCGAGGAUAGUUGGGAAGUUGUGACGAGAAUCCCGACGCCAAGAUAUCACGCGGGUAUUGUUAUAGUUGAUAACAAAAUUUAUUUUAUUGGUGGAUUUAGUAAUGACGAUAUAUUCGACAGACGUGACAUUUCAAAUAUAGAUUGCUAUGAUGUCGAAAAAAAUGUAUGGACAACUGAAAGCAAAUAUCCUCAAGUUGUUUGGGAACACACCUGUGCCACACUCUAUGUACCUAAAUACAGAGACGACCUCGAGGUACUUGACUUUACUAGCUCGAGGUCAUGAUUGUUGAAAUUAUAUAUUAUAUAAAGCUCCAUAUUUUCCCAGUGUUAAAUUUUUAUAACUUAUAAAUAAA